AAAUGAAACUGAAAGAUGCUGCAAAGUAUUCCUCCUCCACCCAGAGACACCGAGCACAAAGGAACUUCUGCAGGAGAGGUCAAGAUGAUUGUCCAAUAUGUGGUGGCCGCGUGCGUUGUCCUCCUCUUCUGCUCCACACAGCUGUGUUGUAUGGCGAUAGAUCUGCAGCCCAAUACUUUUGAUGAUCAAUAUAUCGGCUGUGAAGGGGAAAUGGAGAAAAAAAUGCAAACGAUUCUUAAAGAAGAAAGGAAAUAUGGACAGUUUGACGAAAUGUGGAGAGAAGCAACCAGGCAUUGGGGCACACGCAAUUUAAAGCUCCCUGACUCCUUCAAGCAUGAGUAUGGGGUAGCGGUGGUUUUAUACACGAUGGAAACGCCGCACCCCAUCUACAAGCAGCUGAAUGGUAACGUCUCUAUUGCUGGACAGUCCCGAGAUUAUUAUAUGAAGAAUUUCCCCUUCAAAGCUCUUCACUUCUACCUGACCCGAGCUUUGCAGGUCCUGAGGGAAGGCUGUGCCAAGCGCUUCACCACCUACAGAGGAACCAAACUGGGCAACAUCAACAUCGCUAAAGAGUUCCGCUUCGGCCAGUUUACAUCCUCCUCCCAAGAUAAGAGCGAGGCUGAAAAGUUUGGCGCAAAUCCUUUCUUCAUCAUCUCGACCUGCUUUGGGGUAGACAUUGACAAGUUUUCAGAAUUUGACGAACUAGAAGUCUUGAUUCCAGUGGCAGAAAAAUUCAGAAACAUAAAGAAAAGUAAAAACACUUACACCGUGGAGAGCACCGGGCAGCUGUGCAGCUACUUCAACUGCGCAUACUUGGGAGGAGAAAAGUGUCGUAACCCGACGUGCCAUUCUGAUCUCAAAUUGUCAUCGAUAGAGAGAGAAGAGAGAAUUGGAAAUUUUCAUUGCAGUUCAGGAACCUUCCUGUAUUCUGGAUCCAGCACUCGGCUCUUCCUGGGUGGACUCAUCAUGCAUAUUGUGAUCGCCCGGCUGUACUGAGGUCACCACUGACAGGAGAUAAUUAUUCUGAAUAGGGGAGUCCAGCGCACGAGCCUAUAACUGCUUUAUACUCGUAUACGCUCAAAUAUCAUAAAAUAAUCAUAUAUCAGUAAUUGUAACACCCCAGAGUUGUGUUACUACAUGCCUCUACCCCGCUACUAUCUCCUAAGAGCUUUAUA
This is a messenger RNA of Bufo bufo (common toad), 1175 nucleotides long. RefSeq names its product ecto-ADP-ribosyltransferase 5-like. Lineage: Eukaryota; Metazoa; Chordata; Amphibia; Anura; Bufonidae. The record is from RefSeq and is a predicted model, not a curated record. The transcript is spliced from 7 exons. Bases 16 to 996 code for a protein of 326 amino acids. Gene Ontology annotation, molecular function: NAD+ poly-ADP-ribosyltransferase activity; NAD+-protein-arginine ADP-ribosyltransferase activity.